This is a messenger RNA of Gadus chalcogrammus (walleye pollock), 2901 nucleotides long. It is a transcript of the gene map6b, whose product is annotated as microtubule-associated protein 6b. Gene Ontology annotation, molecular function: calmodulin binding; microtubule binding. Gene Ontology annotation, cellular component: cis-Golgi network; microtubule; Golgi-associated vesicle. The transcript has 3 exons. Gene Ontology annotation, biological process: cytoskeleton-dependent intracellular transport; regulation of microtubule cytoskeleton organization; microtubule cytoskeleton organization. NCBI's taxonomy places the organism in Eukaryota, Metazoa, Chordata, Actinopteri, Gadiformes, Gadidae. Bases 346 to 1494 code for a protein of 382 amino acids. The record is from RefSeq and is a predicted model, not a curated record.
GUGGGGUCGUUUUGAUGCGCCACCAGCAGCAAGCAAUGUGCUCCACACCAGCCGACCGCCAAACCCAGUGCAGCCUGAGAUGAUCUAGUUGCCUUCGCAAAAGGAAGACCCAGUCUACCCGAAAUCCUCUCCAGAUCGGUUCAGGAGACCGAAGGGAAACGCAGUAGGGUGAAUAUCUGUGAUUUAGAAUUUUACUGAGUCAAAGGCGAGGGGCUUGUCUUUUUCAGGUCGCAGAUUCGUAAGAGGACAGCAAACUCGGGCCUAUUGUGUCGAAGUCGACUGCGUUUCGCCCCACAUUAGAUUCAAUCUGUGUAAUAUAUAUUUUUUUGCAAAUCUCCAUCGAUCAUGGCCUGGCCGUGCAUCACGCGGGCUUGCUGCAUCAACCGCUUCUGGAGCGAACUAGACAAAGGAGAUAUCGCGGUGCCUUUAGUGUUCACCAAAUACUCGGAUGUCGCCGACGUGCAGCAUUUUCCCCACCAUCCUCAACCCAGACAGAAGAGGAGCGGCCCCAUCGGCAUAGAAACGCAGCCUCAUCUCGGGGACCAGGAGUCCAAGGCGUCAUGUGCCGCAGGGGGCAAAGAUGGCUCUGCUUCCGUCACGCGCCAAGACUACCAGGCAUGGAAAGUGCGUCCCGAGCCAAGCUGCAAACCCAGGAACGAGUAUCACCCCUGUACGGGCCCGUUCAAUACGGAAACACAGUAUCAGAAGGAUUACAAGCCAUGGCCUAUCCCCAAAAAGGGCGACCACCCUUGGAUACCGAAGCCCAGCCCCACCACUACCACCAGCGGACGGAAGGGCAUCGCAGGCAGCAAGAAAGAGCACGCUGCGGCCGAGGCUGAGAGCGGCGUGGAGAAGAGUGAGAUCGAGGAGAAGGUGCAGGAGAAAGAAUUCAAGGAGGUGGCGAAAACAACACCAGCAAAGAGAGAAAAAUCUGUAGACAGGAAAACCGCUGAGAAACAGGAGGAGAAGCUGCAGCCCUCGGAUGCCAGUGCCGAGAGAAAGGGCCGGGCGGCCGCAGACGCUCUCAACAGACAGAUCAAGGAGGUGGUGUCGACGGGGAGUAGCUACAGGAAUGAAUUCAAGGCCUAUAAGGAUGUGAAGCCGACCAAGUCCUUCAAGACGUCCACGCCCUUCCAGCCCCCAGGGGUGGAGGUCCGCAAGGAGACCAGCUACAGCUCCACCUACAAGGGGGAGCAGGGCAAGCUGCUGAACGCCGACAACAAGCUGAUGGAUCGCCGGAGGAUACGCAGCCUGUACAACGAGCCCAGCAAGGAGGCCGCCAAGCAGGUCGACAAGCCAGCGUCUCGCUCCAAACCAAAAAAGACACCGACCACCACGACGGGAAGAAUGGUGAAGAAAACAAAGGAGAAGCUAGCUGCCGGUGCCCAGCCGGCCAGGAAGAAGGCCUCUUCCCCACUCACCCCCACGCCCGAGGGCGUGGUCACCAAGAAGAGCAAAGAGAUGAGCAACAGACUGGCCGAAGCAAAGCACUGAACACAUCACCCUCGGUGUUCUCCAUCCUAAUCCUCAUUGUCCCCUGUCCAGGUGCAUCUCACUAACCUGUCUCACCCCUCUGUCUGGGCAGACUGCUCCUUAAUACCCGGCUCCCCUUUGUCUCUGUGGCUGCUCACACUGGUAUUCUGUUUAGCUCCUCAACGGUGGGAGACGAUUAUCGUGUGGUUGUUUGUUGUAUGUGUGUGAGUGUCUUAACUGCGAACCACCUCGUGGGUGAGGCUGUUUUGUAUGUGUUUUCUACACAUAGCUGCUUUCUCUAUAUAUCUGAGCACCUUAUUUGCACACAUUUUGACAUAUGUAUGUACCUCUAUAUACUUUAAACUCAAGCUAAGAAUCUUAAAGCCAUUGAUGUACAUUUUAGCAAACGGGGGGGAGACCCUUUCCUUCCCCCCCUUAAAAUCGAAAUAUCGCAAUCUCUUUGAAACGCUAAUGAGACGUUAAGACUGUCCACACUGUCAGUGUUUUUAUUUUCAAUUUCAGAAAGUGUAUCGACUCCUAUGGUCUGCUGCUGAUUCAAAAUCUAAACUGCUGUUGCAUUUCCUGGUAACAGUGCCCGUGCUGUAUGGGCCUGGGCUCCAUUUCACUGUUCGGGGAGAGAUCUGGUUUCAUCCGUUUGGUUGCUAAGGAACCAAAUGUACUGUAAUAUAAUUGCCACAGCUUGCAUGGACGAAGACUCAAUUUUCGGUACCAACAAGUACCACACCUUGUAGUAGGACAUAUAGACCACGUCUGUUAGCUUGUGUAGGACACCGUCCAUGGGGAUUUUUCUAGGGCGUUUGAAGACCUUUCUACGUAUAAUGCAUGUUGUUGGACCCUCGUCAACGCGAUGUAAGGGAGUAGACUUUGACAAGAGAUGCAGACUAAGACGCUAGUUAAGCAGCUGUUCAGUGCUACGAAAGUAAACCCACCAGCAAAAAUAGUUCUGCCUUCAAACGGUCACACCAACACUGGGAUUUCUUGUUGAAUUCACCUUCACAUUAGAAACUAUAACCGUGUGUACAGCACAGUCUUUGUGUGACACACAACAACCUAAAAACAUAAAGGACCCCUGUAGAAGUGUAUGACAUAGACAACCCUGUACUGUAUUUACUAUGACCCCUCACUUUCAAUGGUCUACCGUUGCUGCUGUAACACGACUAUAAAAACGGGGCCACAAUCUCCAAGCCACCGUCCGAACAUCCUCUGCUUGUGUCUAAGAUGAGAUGGCAGUAUCUCAACCUUCCCGUGUCUUGAUUGUACGCACAGGCCCCCUCCGCCCUGUUAAAAAAGAAAAAUCCUUGCAGUGUGAUUGGCUGACAGGUUUUGAGUGCCCGGACUAGUGCCAGUCGCGUUUGGUUGUGCCUCCUCUUUGCUUGGCUUCUGUGAAUGUGUGCGUGUCUGUGUGUG